AAUGACAACAAGAUGUGCACACUGAGCUUGAAACUUUGAGAGAUACGAUCGUCUUACAUAAUUCUAGGUCAUGAAUUUCGCCGGCAAAGUUGUUCUUAUUACCGGGGCCAGCUCCGGGAUCGGGGCUGCCACCGCCGUGAGGUUCGCCAAGCUAGGAGCCUGCUUGGCCCUAAAUGGCCGCAAUGUUGAAAACCUAAAGAAGGUGGCCGAGGAAUGCGGCAAGGUGAGUGAUUCGCUUCCAGCCUUGGUGGUGGGCGACAUCGCCAAUGAGGAGGACACAAAGAGAAUUUGGAUGGAGACCCUUGAAAAGUACGGCAAGCUAAACGUGCUGGUUAACAAUGCUGGGAUCAUAGAGACGGGAACCAUCGAAACGACCAGCCUGGAACAAUAUGACCGAGUGAUGAACACUAAUUUGAGGGCCAUUUAUCACCUAACCAUGCUGGCCACCCCGGAGUUGAUCAAGACUAAGGGCAACAUCGUGAAUGUUUCGAGCGUCAACGGGAUCCGCUCCUUUCCCGGCGUCCUUGCAUACAACAUCUCAAAAAUGGGCGUCGAUCAGUUCACGCGUUGCGUGGCUCUGGAGCUAGCGGCCAAGGGAGUGCGCGUGAACUGCGUGAACCCCGGCGUAACGGUGACAAAUCUCCAUGCCCGCGGCGGCAUGGAUCCCGAGACGUACAAGAAGUUCUUGGAGCACUCAAAAACUACUCAUGCCCUCGGUCGUCCUGGCGAUGUCAAUGAGGUAGCGGCCGCAAUUACGUUUCUCGCCAGCGACGAGGCUAGCUUCAGCACAGGUGUCAGUCUCCCCGUCGACGGAGGUCGCCAUGCAAUGUGCCCGCGCUAAUAAUUCUGAUUCCUAUACGAAUGAAGGACUCGUCUAACUUGGAUUUUUCCAUGUGUAAAUGCAUUUAUUACAAUGUUUUGUACUGUUUUUC
Messenger RNA from Drosophila serrata, 932 nucleotides. RefSeq lists its product as uncharacterized. Gene Ontology annotation, molecular function: oxidoreductase activity. Lineage: Eukaryota; Metazoa; Arthropoda; Insecta; Diptera; Drosophilidae. The record is from RefSeq and is a predicted model, not a curated record.